Messenger RNA from Stegastes partitus (bicolor damselfish), 1122 nucleotides. RefSeq names its product neuromedin-U receptor 1-like. The coding region runs from base 1 to 1122 and encodes 373 amino acids. Gene Ontology annotation, cellular component: plasma membrane. Gene Ontology annotation, biological process: neuropeptide signaling pathway. Gene Ontology annotation, molecular function: neuromedin U receptor activity. The transcript is spliced from 3 exons. NCBI's taxonomy places the organism in Eukaryota, Metazoa, Chordata, Actinopteri, Pomacentridae. The record is from RefSeq and is a predicted model, not a curated record.
AUGAACGUCUCCUGGGUCGUGGCUAACGCUACUGAAGAGGAACUGGAUCAAAUGUGCCUUAGUGUGACAGACUACCUGGCUGGACAUCUGGGGACUCCCAGGUCUCCUGCGUUUCUUCCCGUCUGCAUUACCUACCUCGCCAUCUUCUUGGUGGGUGUCCUGGGCAACUUGCUGACCUGCGCGGUCAUUCUGCGCUACCGGGUGAUGCAGACGCCCACCAACUACUACCUGCUGAGCCUGGCCGUGUCCGACCUGCUGGUGCUGCUGCUGGGCAUGCCGUUGGAGCUCUAUGAGAUGUGGCAGAACUAUCCCUUCCUGUUUGGGGAAGGAGGCUGCUACUUCAAAACAUUCCUGUUUGAGACCGUCUGCUUUGCCUCCAUCCUCAACGUCACGGCGCUCAGUGUGGAGCGCUACGUAGCCGUGGUGCAUCCACUCAAAGUCAAACACAUGACCACGCGCGCUCACGUCAAGAGGGUCAUCCUGAUGCUGUGGGGUCUGUCCAUGCUGUGCGCCGGGCCAAACACCAGCCUGCAUGGGAUUGUGGUUCUGCCUCCGAUGUUUGGCCGCCAGUUUCCCCAAUCUGCUAUCUGCCAUGUGAUCAAACCCACCUGGAUGUACAACCUGAUCAUCCUGAUCUCCACGGUGGUCUUCUUCCUGCUCCCCAUGCUGAUCAUCAGCAUCCUCUACCUGCUCAUCGGCCUGCGGCUGCACAGGGAGAGGGUAAUGAUGCCGGUGGAUGCUAGCAGUAGCUUCACGUCUGAAAGCAUCUCCAGUUCUCACCAGAAGAAGCUGAGCAAACGCAACCUGCAAGUCACCAAAAUGCUGUGUGUGCUGGUGGUCGUGUUCGGCCUCUGCUGGGCUCCCUUCCACUUGGACCGCCUGACGUGGAGCUACAUGAACAUGUCGUCCGAGGAGCACAUCAAGAUCUUCGAGCACGUCCACAUCAUCUCGGGCGUCUGUUUCUACCUGAGCUCCGCCGUCAACCCCAUCCUCUACAACCUCAUGUCCACCAGGUUCAGGGAGAUGUUCAGUCACAUCACGUGCUACUCCAGCAGCUGGUCGUCCCACUCCAACUCUCAGGUGACCCAACGCAGCACCUUGAGCUUGAAGAAAUGGACUUAA